This is a messenger RNA of Saccoglossus kowalevskii, 1802 nucleotides long. Its product is annotated as rho-related protein racA-like. Gene Ontology annotation, biological process: small GTPase-mediated signal transduction. The record is from RefSeq and is a predicted model, not a curated record. Gene Ontology annotation, molecular function: GTPase activity; protein binding; GTP binding. Lineage: Eukaryota; Metazoa; Hemichordata; Enteropneusta; Harrimaniidae.
AAGAUGUCUACCGUCCGCAGAUCAACAGCACAUAUUUCAGAAGCGUGGUGUUCCACACGUAAUAUUUUAUACGAAGGAUUAAAAUGGCAUAUAAUCUCAAAGUGACGGUAGUUGGUGAUGGGGCAGUCGGUAAAAGCUGUUUACUCAUAUCUUACACUACAGGAUCAUUUCCAGCAGAGUAUGUGCCAACAGUGUUUGAUAAUUACUGUGCCAAUGUCACAGUAGAUGGUAAACCAUAUAAUAUUGCAUUCUUUGAUACUGCAGGACAGGAAGACUACGACAGAUUGCGCCCUCUAAGUUAUCCUGGUACAGAUGUGUUUUUACUUUGUUUUUCACUGGCAAGUCGAGCCUCAUUGGAGAAUGUCACAGAGAAAUGGUGGCCAGAAAUUCAGCACCAUAUGCCGAAGACACCGGUAGUAUUGGUUGGAAAUAAAGUUGAUUUAAGAUCUAGUAGUUCAACAUCUGUUAUAACCUAUGAUGAAGGGAGGAUAUUGGCAAAAUCUCUUAGAAUACCUUACGUUGAAACCAGUGCACUUACCCAGUUUGGGGUCAACGAACUUUUCAACAAAGCAGUCCAACAUGUGAAUUUGUCAUUGAGUAGCAAGAAACCAUUCAAGAAAGGAUUUGGAUUGUUUGGAUUCAAUAGAAAAAACAGUAAAGAUGAUAUUCCCCAGCCACCUUAUAUGCCACCUGCUGGAAAAGCUCCCUGGAUUGAAAUAGAAACAUCCAUGUUUGCUGAGCAUAUGUAUAAGUUAUUGGAGAACCCGAUCUAUUCAGAUGUGACAUUUAUUGUGGAAGACGAACGACAGUUCCAAGCUCAUAAGUGUAUACUUUGUGGAGCAUCAUCCUAUUUCCGCCAAGUUUUUGGAAUACUACCUGAAAAAUUGAACAAUCAAUUGAAAGUUGAGAAACCGUACAGUCGUGUUGACCUGAAUGAUGGCAAAGUGUUAGGAAUAUCUUCUAUUAUAGACCAAAUAGAGGGAGAUGUUAGUAAAUCUAUUGUAUCUAUCAGUGGAAAUAUUUCUAUCAAAAUAUUCAAACAUGUAUUGGAGUUUCUGUAUGCAGGCUUACCACAUUUUGCUGAGAACCUAUCCAGGGACACAUUGCAAGCAUUAAAGAAGGCAGCUGAAAUAUUCCACUUGCCCAGACUAUCAGAAAUCUGUAAAAACAUUGAAAAUGAUGAGGAGUUUUUAAAUCCUAGUAUUGGCACCUAUCUUAAUGAUUGUAUGGGUCAGCAAUUUAAAGAGUUAUUCUUCAAUAAGAAGGUCUUAUCAGAUAUACAGUUUAAUGUGGAAGGUACCACAGUGUAUUCACAUAAAGCAAUAUUGAUUGCAAGAUGUGAUGUAAUGUCAGCCAUGUUUAGUGGACGAUUUGCAGAGAGUUCAAGUAACAAGAUUGAAAUACUGAAUAGCAGACCAGAAUGUUUCCUUGCAUUGAUGGAGUAUCUCUACAGUGACCAUUCACCGAUUGAGGAUAAUGACUCAGUUGGUAUUGUGGUACUAGCCAAUCAGUUUAGUCAAUUGAGACUCAUCAAUUUAUGUGAACUGUACAUCACUAAAGAGAUUGAAAGGUCAACAGCUGCUAACAUCGCAGAGGCUGAUAUUGACGUGAUUGGACUGCUUCAUAGUGCACAGAUUCAUAAUGCUGAUCAGUUGUCUGAUUGGUGUUGUCACUUCAUUUCUACAAACUAUAUGGCAUUUACUCAGCGAACUGAGUUUGCAGAACUUGAUGGCGAUAAUCUUGAUUUUAUAACAAAGAAUCGCUGGCCACCAAUAGAUUAUCUCAAUGAAGUGGAAGAAUAC